AUGUCUAAAUCAUCUAUGCGUAGAAAGAUAUUAAAGAUUUUGGAAGUGCCUCACGAUAAGAGAGAAACAUUAAGCGUUUUAAGAAAUCCUGAUUUACUGCCGAUCCCAAGGAAAGAACAAACAUGGGGAUUUUGGUCAAAUUUUUCAUACUGGGGUAUUAUGUCCUUUUGUGUUGGUAUGUGGAUGUGUGGAUCUUCUGCGUUAAGUGUUGGUAUGACCUAUGGCCAAAGUCUUGCUGCAUUUACUGUUGGUAAUGUUUUUACCAUGAUGUUCACACUUGCUAACUCUUACCAAGGUUUGAACUGGAAAGUUGGAUAUACACUAUCACAGAGAUUUGUAUUUGGGAUUUAUGGGUCAGGUGUUGGUAUUUUGAUUCGUAUUUUGAUGAGUAUUGUUAAUUAUGGUUCAAGUGCUUGGCUAGGUGGGCUUUGUGUGAAUUUGAUAUUAGAUAGUUGGUCGCACCAUUAUUUGCAUUUGCCAAACACAUUGCCUGAUAAUAUUGCGAUGACUACAAAACAGGUUAUCGGGUUUAUGAUAUUCCAUGUCAUUUGUGCUUUUACCUAUUUAAUGAAGCCAUACAAAAUGAAUUAUCUAUUGAUUUGGUCAUCCGCAGCUUGUUGUUUGGCCAUGUUAGGUAUGGUUAUUUAUUUAACACAUAAAGCUGGGGGACCCGGAACUGGGUUUAAAGAUGUCAAACAGACUUCCCAUGGCUCUGAAUUUGCAUGGAACUUUAUCUAUCUGGUUAGUUAUUGGUAUGGUUCUGUUUCACCUGGUAGUACUAAUCAAUCAGAUUAUUCAAGAUUUGCGUCUUCAAAACGGAAAAUUUGGUUGGGUACUAUUUGCGCUUUAUUUAUUCCCACAAUAAUUAUCCCAGUAUUUGGCAUUAUUGGUGCAUCUACUUGCCAAAAAUUAUAUAACGAGUCUUACUGGAUGCCAAUGGAUAUUUGUGAAAAAUGGUUAUUUGAUAGUUAUGAUCCUGCAGGUAGAGCAGGUGUUUUUUUCUGUGGCUUAGCUUUUACUGUUUCUCAAAUAGGUUACACUGUCUCAUCAUGUGGAUUUGCUAGUGGUAUGGAUUUAAGUGGAGUUUUGCCUAAGUAUAUUGAUAUUAUGAGGGGUGCGUUGAUAACCGCAGUCAUUUCUUUUGCUUGUCAGCCUUGGAAUUUCUAUAAUUCCUCAUCGACAUUUUUAACAGUUAUGAGUGCAUUUGGUGUUGUUAUGACACCAAUUAUUUCUGUUAUGAUUUGUGAUAAUUUUCUCAUUAGAAAACAGCAAUAUUCUGUGAGCCAAGCUUUUAUUGUUAAAGGGGAAUAUUAUUAUACUAAGGGGGUUAACUGGAGAGCUAUUUUUGCUUGGAUUGCUGGUAUGGCUCCAGGAUUACCAGGGAUAGCUUGGCAAGUUAACAAUAAUUAUUUUACUAAUAAAGGGAUUGUGAAUUUCUACUAUGCAGAUAAUAUUACUUCCUUUUUAAUCUCGUUUUUCACUUAUUGGGGAUUGUGCCUUAUUUUCCCUGUUAAAAUCAAAAUUAGACACGAUGACAAGGAUUAUUAUGGUGCAUUCACGGAUGAAGAAGCUAGAAAGAAGGGGAUGGUUCCAUAUAGUGAAUUAAGUGCUGAAGAAAUCCAGAAAGUAUUUGACAGCGUAAGUGAUGAUAGUACAGAUACUGAUGAGACUGUAGUAGAAAAUGAAGAGAACGAUCUUAAGAUAAAACUAGACGAAGAAAUACAUGAAGUCCCCGAAAUCGAAUCCAAAUAG
This is a messenger RNA of Saccharomycodes ludwigii, 1752 nucleotides long. RefSeq names its product nucleobase cation symporter-1 family protein. Gene Ontology annotation, biological process: nucleobase transport; transmembrane transport. Gene Ontology annotation, molecular function: nucleobase transmembrane transporter activity. Gene Ontology annotation, cellular component: plasma membrane. The coding region runs from base 1 to 1752 and encodes 583 amino acids. NCBI's taxonomy places the organism in Eukaryota, Fungi, Ascomycota, Saccharomycetes, Saccharomycodales, Saccharomycodaceae. The transcript has a single exon. The record is from RefSeq and is a predicted model, not a curated record.